AGCGUAACGCCCAUAUCGAACUUUUUUUUCUUCCUCUUCCUUCUGUGGACCACAGCCACCAACAGAAGCGUGUCCGGAGGAGUAACUGUAGCAGUAGUCCGGCGCAGCACGUCGCCCAGACGUUCUCGCGUAUAUCGUUCUUUAUUACUUUUAUUACUAUUUCUAAGCGCGGAGGUUGUACCUCAUCGUUCAAUCCAUAGGGAAAAGGGCAAAAAGGGCGGACGUAGAAGGUAGGUAUCGAAUUACUUUAGCUAGCACCAGCUUAGAUUAACACCGGCGUCAUCAACGAACCAGCCGCGGCGGAUCGUUCGGCCUAUCGACCGGAUUCGUAGUCGGCAUCAACGCGACCGUGAGCCUCGAACGGAAUUUUUUUCGCUUCCUCUGUCUUGGUCUUCUUACCGCGUCUUUGCGCCAUCGAAGUCGCACAUAGACACACAAGUUUUGAAAGUUCUUUUUUUUGUAAGAAAGGAGGAAAAGAAUAGAUUUAGUGUAGAAGAAAGGAACAACAACAAAAAAAAACAUGUCAAAGGUAGCCUCUGCGGGAUGGCGCUACGCGCGCAGUGGCCCCAUCGGCCAGGUUCUCGCCUUAGAAAAGUUCGACCUGACCCCGGCGAAGGACGAGGCCGUCGUGCAGGUGCUGACGGCGCCGCUGCACCGCGUCGACGCGGCCGUGGUGAACGGCACCGCCCUCGGCCGCAAGCGUGUGAACAUGGCUGCCUUCCCGCGCAUCGGCGGAUGCGAGGGCGUGGGGAGGGUCCUCCACGUCCCCGCCGCUGCUUCCGGGGGGGCGGCCUCCCUGGUGAAGGAGGGCGACACGGUCUGGAUCGCGCCGGUGCACGGCACCUGGGCGACGAACAUCACCGUGCCUGUGACACAGCUGCACAAGAUUGACACCUCGAAGCAGCAGUUGGCGACGACGGCGACAAACUUCCUCAUUGCCCAGCAGCUCCUCGAGGGCUUCGCGCGUCUGCACAAGGGAGACGUGGUGAUACAGAACGGCGGCAGCAGCCUGACCUCGUUAGCCGUCUCCGCCCUGGCGAAAGAAUACGGGGUGAGGGUGCUGACCGCCGCCACGCCAGGCGAGCGUUUCGCGGAGGCCAAGGCGCGGCACGCGAAGUACGGCACGGAAGUCUUCGAGUACAACGGCGCGGGGGCGCGGGCGAUGCGGUCGGCCGUCGGCAAGCACGGCGCGGCGCUCUACCUGAACGGUGUGGGGGGACGCUACUUUGACUCGCUGCUCAAGUGUGUCGGGCCGAUGAGCCACGUGGUGACCUACGGCGCGCAGAACGGCUUCGGUCUUUUCAUUUCAGGCUCGAAUCUGAUCUACAAUGAGGUGACGAUGGCCGGUCUGUUCGCCCCGACCUACCUUGACAGUUUGUCCUACGGGGAGCGCCAGACGAAGUUAGACUUUGUGUUGAAGGCGAUCGCGCAGGCGGGGCUGACGUACCCGAUGGUGACGGCGCCGUCGCUGGAGAAGCUGCCGGACGUGUGGGACGACGUCUAUGUGCGCGGGGGCCGCAAGGGCAUCGUGGCCGUCUCGAAGUAA
Messenger RNA from Leptomonas pyrrhocoris, 1546 nucleotides. Its product is annotated as putative mitochondrial nuclear receptor binding factor-like protein. NCBI's taxonomy places the organism in Eukaryota, Euglenozoa, Kinetoplastea, Trypanosomatida, Trypanosomatidae. Gene Ontology annotation, cellular component: mitochondrion. The record is from RefSeq and is a predicted model, not a curated record. Bases 521 to 1546 code for a protein of 341 amino acids. Gene Ontology annotation, molecular function: trans-2-enoyl-CoA reductase (NADPH) activity. Gene Ontology annotation, biological process: fatty acid metabolic process. The transcript has a single exon.